UAUGAACAGUAUCUCUCCUUUAGUAUAUAGUAAAUUUGGUCGGUUCGGUGCAAAAGUGGUCGGUAAACAUCCAACAACCGUUUCCGAACCGUAUUCAUUCGGUUUCGGCUCUGCUCCAACACUUUCUUUCCUUCUUCUUUUCGGUUCGGUAACCGAACUGAUAUUUUCGGGCCGGUUCGGUCAGAAAACCGUUUCCAAAUCGGUUGUGCCCACCCCUAAUUGUAGUUGUGUAAAUGUGUCUUUGUGACAUUAGAACUAGCUUACCAAACAAAAACUAUGGAUCUUUGUUUGGGUUUGGGAACAAAACACUAAAGGACAGCAUAAGCACCACCAAUAUGAUACGAAUUUUCGAACACUCUUCAACUUCUAAAAAUACUAAACCGAUAAACUAAGAAACAUAUUGGCUUCUCAUGACAAUAAGAUUUAUGAACUUAAAAGUCUUCAAGUUUCGAAAAAAAAUGGAAGCUGUAAAGCUAAUGACUAUAAUAAGAUUUAUGAACUGAAAAAUACAAACAAUAAGCUCAAAAUUGCUAAGUUUUCUUAAAUAAUAUCAUUCAAAAGACUUUAAAAACAAGUAAAAAUAAGAACGAUUAGGGUAUAAACUCAGACAUUAUUCGUAGUAGUAACUCAUUCGAACUACACAAAAAUUAGAUAAUUCCAUACACCAUUUCUAAGAGAUGUUUGGGAUAGCAUUUGGGUUAAACACAUAUAAUUAUGCCAGAGGAAUGAUUAGGGCAUAAACUCCACCCCGUUUUCUAUUAUUAGAUUCUGUAUACAGUGUUUUUCGAGAACAGUUACAAACGAAAACAUAGCAAUUCGCUUUUAGUUGGGGAAAGGUAACAUGUUGUUCACAAUGUAUUCCAUUUGCGUAUAUGAUCCAACAGUGAUGACGUCUACAUCCAUCAACUGUUGUUGAAGUUGAUUUGCAAGAUUAGUAUCUUGUUCAAGUAGCUCGUUCCUGUUAUCUUUGGCAUCAAUAGACUCUUGUAUACUUAGGUUCAAUGCAUUCACCUAUCCAUUAAUUUGGUCGAUUUCAUUUUGCAGACCUGUUAUUUAUCCUUUCAACAAGUGUAAUUGUUGAUGAUGAUAUUGAUUUAAUUCUUGAUAAUUAAUAAUUUCUUUGGUUUUACCUGGGGCCACAUAGGGUCUGUGCUCGAGUGUGCGCCACACAAUGCAGAUUUAGAUCGUGCUGAGCAUCCAUAUAAUUCACUAGAGAUAUCAGUGUAUCUGGGACGAAUACAUGUUUGUCCUGGCCUAGUUAUUGGACAUUUGGAUUUUCAGGAGCCGGAAGAUCCAUAUCCUUUAAAACAAUAUAAAACAAUAAUAAAAAAGUAUUUAAAGGAAAAAAGAAGCUUUAAUGUUUAUAAGAGUCAAUUUUUUAUCACUAUGAAGCGGUACAAUAUGCAGUAUGUACAACAUGACACCUUCCUUAUUCAAUAGGCAAGAAACGCUCUGUAUAGUUCCUCAAAUAUUAUUUUGGCCAAAAAGCUAUGGUACCUCAAAGUGAGUGCAUAUAGAUACAUUCAAAUUGCAAAUCAAGAUAGAGAUUUCAUAGUUUGUGACUUUGUGUGAUUAAAAAUUGUGAAUCAAUACGUUAAACCUUGCUAGCUUCGUUCUAUUAAAAAAAAAAAAUUCAAUAGUUCAUUCAAUAAAUAUGGUGUAACAAACACUAAAGCCUUGUUUGGUUCAAAAAUGAAAUCAAUUCCUUUGUGUUCAUAUGAAGGGAAAAUAAACGUCUCGCUAGUUUUUCUUUCCGGUGUUUUGGAACGUUUUCCCAAUAACAAGGAAAAAAACUCACUAUAGUGUUUGAUUUAUGUAAGGAAAUGAAGCUAAACAAUAUUAAUAUUUUAUUGAUGUUCUUAUUUAUUAAAAUAUAAAAUUAUGCAAAUCUCUUGUCGCAGUGGCGGCAGCUUCCAACUCCUUAUGUAAUCUUUCAAAUGAAUAGUAGCACCAGCUAAAUAUUAAAAUUCCCUGAUCUAGAAAGGCUACUAUUGUCUGCUCUUUCUUCCCUUAAUUUUGGGGCUAACUGCCCAACCAUUGGUGGGCAAAAGCCAAUAAGAAAAGGUCUCACAAGCUAUGUAUGAUGCAUCCCAUUCUUAUGUUAACAUUUGUUUUGAUUUACUUUAUGUGUUGGUUUAAUUGUGUGAGUUACUUUAUUCAAUGGAAAUUUCAUUUUGAUUAAAAAAAUUCAUUAAUUACUAUCAUCAUAUGAGAAAGUUUGCAACUUUAUUUCUUUUUUCAUCAUUUUGAACAUCGUUUUUUUCAUUUAUUUUUCUUAUGAGAGACAUGAUUGAAGAGAUGUUCCAAGAGAUCGUAAUAGGAAACAAAGAAUUAUAUUUUUCUUCCAAAAGGUCGACCAAUUUGUUUGCCUUUUCAGAUGUUAUAAACAUGUAGGGAGAGGCUCUAAUGAGACCAUAAAAAUGAGAACAUCAUGAGAGCUUUCAAAUCAAUGAUUUUGAGACCUACGUUUCUAUCACAUCUCAACAAAUCCUCUAUUAAAUAUUUUAGGUCUCCAUGAGUAUAUCAUUGCUGCAAGUUUUCUUCCAUAUUGCUAAUCGUAAAGGUGACGAACUAUAUCAAAUCAAUAGACAAACCAAAUAUGUCCACUUUGAACCUUCCGUAUUCAUAAAUGAUAAAUCACGAUUAUGAACGUUUUUACGAUUUUUUAUUUGGCUAAAAAUUUACAAAAAUUAUAUACUCAUGAAGUUCUAAACAUCUAAAGGUCGAUUUGCUAAAAAAGAUUGAGAUUUAAAGAUAAGAACUUAUGAGAACUCCUAAAGUGCAUAGACGACGGGGUAAAUUUUGGGAAUAACAACUGGGAGCCUCUCGAACAACAUGAACGUGACGAUUUUCUUUGGUGACAAGUUUGUGCUAAGCCUUCAUCUUUUCAUGACAGACCCACCUAGAUUCAGUGUUUUGAAUCUACUCAUGUGAGAAUCGACUGAAAUUUGUUUUGGCAAAAAAGCCCUCGUUAAACCCUAAAUCACUCAUAGUCUACUCUUGGUGUCGUGAGAAGUAAAUGCGUUUUUGAAAAUGUAAAAUUGUUUCAAGGCCCUUGUUUAUUAUUAUUAUUUUUUUGUAAAUUUAUUUAAGCUCUUGGUUUCUUCUUUUGGUAUUUUAAAGUCCCUAAUUUAUUUUACUAUUUCAUUUCUUGAUCAUCUGGCCUCUAUUCGAUAUGUCACAUGUCUUUAGGUCAAUCGGGUUUUGUAUAAAUAUAAUUUACUCUAAGCGGUUUAGCUCUUGAGCUGUUUCAAACAUUUCACUAGUCAUGUCUGGUUAUUGGUUAUUUCUGGACUUAUUUCCAAGGUGAUGUUGCAUUUUAGGUUGCUUUAGAAUGACUCAAUCUUGUCGUAGCCUGAGGAUUGGGUGAACUGUUUUUCUGUAAUGUUACCUACAUAUUCAUUAUUAAUGGAUUGACAGCCCAUUCUCUCUAAAAAAAAAAACUUAUUUUAAGUGAUGAUCAUAAUAUACAUAGAUUUAAUAAGUAUAUAACGCGACUAUCAGAUUAUAACAAAAUAAUUGUAAAUUUAUAGGUGUGUAUAUGUGUGUGACAUUAUGAUAACCUAGUCAAACAAACUCAAGGGACCUUUGUUUGGGUUUGGGGUUUGAAAACAAGCACCAAGCGGCAACAUCACCAUUGCCGUAAAAAAAAAAAGAUCAAGGCUAAACUAAUAAACAUAUCAACUUCUAAUGAUAAUAAAAUCUAUGAACUAAAAGAGCUUGAGUUUCGAAAAUGAAAACCUCAUAAAACUGGUGACUCCAGUAAGAUUAAUGAACUGAAACUGAAAAAUAGAAACUAUAUAAUUAUAAGCUCGAAAUUACUAAUUUUUCUUAAAUAAUAUCAUCCAAAAAUGACUUUUAAAACAGGCAAAAUAAGAACACAUAUUUUUCAACGUUCGACACGUGUCCCUAAUGAGACAAAUCUUUCCCCCGCCUUUAAACCACGCCAGUAUUCUCCUUCACCACCAGAACGUACUGUAGAGAUUCUGCAAAACCAAAAACCCUGCUUCACUGUCCUCCAAAACCCCUCACCUCUCUCUCUGCUUUUUACCCAAAAUGCCCUUCCCUCAGGACCGCCUGGACCUCCCUCUCGACGCCCUCAUCGCCGAAUCCAAGCAACAACGCCGUCAUAACAGCCACGCUCACCAGCCACGAGGGCAUAACGGUCAUUUCGGCGGCGGAGGCUCCACCUCAGGCCCCUCUCGUCGGCCGAUGAACCGCAACGCCUACAGAACGGCGCCGUAUCCCACUCUGCCAGAAAUGCAAGGACAGCCUGGACCCAGAAGGAUUGAGCUGCCAUUGGCUUUGAGCCAAGCGAUGAACAGUGAGGGAAGCACCAAGCUUUAUAUAUCUAACUUGGACUAUGAUGUUACCAAUCGAGAUAUAGAGUUGCUCUUCUCUGAGGUUGGUGAAUUGGAAAGGCACUCAAUCUAUUAUGAUAAAAGUGGAAGAUCUAAGGGAACAGCUGAAGUUGUCUAUAAGCACUAUUCAGAUGCUCUAGCAGCAAUCGAGAGAUACAACAAUCAGCAUCUUGAUGGAAAGAAAGUGGAAAUUAAGCUUGUGGGACUCAAUGUUGUUUCUCCUGUUCCUCUGCUUCUGCCUCCAAAUACAAAUUUCAUGCAAGAACAUCCAACUCCCGUCUUCCAGAGGCUAGGAAGAGCUGGUUCAAGGGGAUCGUUUCAUGGUCAUGGUGGUGUUGGACUUGAAAGAGGCUGUGGACAGGUGAGAAAUGGUGGUCCGAAGGUUACUACAGAAUCUCAGCAAUGGAAGAAUGUGACUGCAGAAAAUCAGCAAAGGAAGAAUGUGAUUACAGAAUCUGUUAAAAGGAAGAAAACAUUUUAUGGAGAUACAACUGUGACUUUUGAUGAUCUGGAUGCUGAUUUGGAAAAAUACCGCCUAAAAUGUAGGCCGGUAAACUGAAAUCACAGUUAGAUGACAGACAUGGUAGUUUAGGGGAAGGCAAACUGGUAAUAUAUAACAUAUAGAUGGAUAUGGAGCACUACCUAUUAGCAUUUCUUGCUCCCUUGAAUUAUAUCUUACAGUUUGUCUGGUAUUUAGUACCACUUUUGUGCUGGGAUGCAAAAGAAGUUUGUUACAAAGUCACCCCUUCAAUUAGUAACAAGGACACCGCAGAUACCUCAGUGCCAUCUGCUAUCAAACAUAUAUAUCCAAGGGGAUUUUCUACCUCUGCUAUUAUUUUUGGCUGGUCACUUCUGUUAUGAUUGAUCAUUUUUAUUAGUUUAAGCAUACA
Rosa rugosa (rugosa rose) is the source of this 5251-nucleotide messenger RNA. Its product is annotated as THO complex subunit 4A-like. Gene Ontology annotation, cellular component: nucleus. The record is from RefSeq and is a predicted model, not a curated record. NCBI's taxonomy places the organism in Eukaryota, Viridiplantae, Streptophyta, Magnoliopsida, Rosales, Rosaceae. The coding region runs from base 4057 to 4920 and encodes 287 amino acids. Gene Ontology annotation, molecular function: mRNA binding. Gene Ontology annotation, biological process: mRNA export from nucleus. The transcript is spliced from 5 exons.